CAAAAACGUUAUCAAAGAUAUCAACGAGAGUGUUUGGUUCUCGGAUUCUAUCCCGAAACACUCUUUCCUGACAUGGCUUGCGGUAAAAAACAGACUGUCCACUGGUUAUUUUCUAUUAUUUAUCUAGCGAACCAAGAAACUCCUGUGCCAAAUAUAGAAAUAGCUUCUAUGGAUUUCACUGUACUUAAUAUUACACAAACUCGUCUCAGUGCAAAUUGGGAUUUAUUGAUUAGGGUUCCCAGUGACCUUCCUAAUGUCUUCAUAUGUCUUCAAGGAGACAUUCAAGCUUCAGUGUUUUACAAAAACAUUAAUCUUGUUACUUCGUCCGGACAAAGGUACAACGAUCUCAAAUCCUGCUCUCCUCAACAACUUAGGGUUUCAGCUUCUAUAUCUGAAGAAGAUAUCGGUGGUUUGAUUGGUAAAAACAUUAUCAAAGACAUCAACGAGAAGAGAGAAGUGAAGUUCGGAUCGCAGUUGUUUCUUACGGAUUGUAGAAAAGGGACAACAGGAGUUUUGAGCUAUGUGUGUGAUGAAACCACUUUGCGGUUCGAGCCAGGUUCUGAGACCAAGGCGACUAAGUUCGGGAACAACCCUACAUGCACUAAAUUUUGACUAGUUUGUUGUCU
Messenger RNA from Arabidopsis lyrata subsp. lyrata, 626 nucleotides. RefSeq lists its product as uncharacterized. The record is from RefSeq and is a predicted model, not a curated record. NCBI's taxonomy places the organism in Eukaryota, Viridiplantae, Streptophyta, Magnoliopsida, Brassicales, Brassicaceae. The coding region runs from base 73 to 612 and encodes 179 amino acids. The transcript is spliced from 2 exons.